UUACCCACCGCUACCGGAAGUGCAGGUGCAUCGCGGAAGCUAGCAGCAUAAACCUCUAGCCAACUAUUAGUGUUUGAAACGUAUACCGGCUGUAGACGGGCCUGUGGAUGACUUUUUGAUCAAGAAGCCCACGCAUUCCUUAUUUCGCUGUCAGAAAGUGUGGAAGUCCGUCGACAUGACUCUCAAUCAGAACCAUUCGGAGUCCGGCGGAGUCAUCAUCAACAACAGUGAAAGUGUCUUGUUGAACCAUGACAACGUGGAGCUGCUUUUUAAUGAUGCUGACAGCCUACCCGAAGCCUUCAGGAAGGGCAAGAAGGGCAGCAUCUUCCUGACUCCGUACAGGGUAAUCUUUGUGGCUAAAGGCCGGGAUGCACUCAAGUCCUUUAUGAUGCCUUUCUACUUGAUGAAGGGCUGUGAGAUCAAACAACCCGUAUUAGGAGCAAAUUACAUCAAGGGAACUAUCAACGCAGAGCCUGGAGGCGGCUGGGAGGGCAGCGCGAGCUUCAAGCUCGUCUUUGCUGCUGGAGGAGCCAUCGAGUUUGGGCAGUACAUGCUGCAGGUUGCUGCGCAGGCUUCCAGAGGUCAGCCAGUAACUGCUGGGUUUGGUGGAUGCCCUUUCAUGGCGAACGGGGCCUAUGCUUACCCACCUCCCCCUUCUAACGGGGCGUACCCUGCAGGACCACCGCCUGACUAUGCCUACCCUAACCCACCUCCUCCAGGUGGAUUUUACCCUAACACGUCAUUUGACGGCUCUGCAGUCUUCAUGCCCCCACCUCCAUAUUCAUCUGCUUUGGGCCAGCAGCCCCCACAAGACCCCGGGCUCCCGUCUUCAGCUGCAGCUGAGGCUAAAGCAGCCGAAGCAGCAGCCAGCGCUAGCUGUGCCACGCUGCCAACUACACACGUGUACCUACCAGAGGACAAGCCUCCCCCCUACUCUCCUCCAGAAGACAAGAAGAAUCAGUAGACCUGCUUGACUUCCAGCCUCUUGUGGACCUCCAUUUUAUUUUACCCAAGAUCAUUCCCGCCUUUUGUGUCUUCCGAACAGGGGCGCCGCAAACAGGGGUUAAAGUGAGGACAAUACUAUGAGUGACAGACAGGGGCAGGGCACAAUAUAAGUAAUGCAUUUUUAGUUGUUUCCCCCCAAAUCCCUGACAGCACCCCUGCUUCCAAGACCCACUCCAACUGCUCUCCUCAUUGUUACUCCACUCCACACCGUAAUGACAUUUGGUGUGAUUUAAUACCGCAUAGAAAUUACAACAGUUCGGCAACAAGAGAGAGUGAUUUCCCCCCCGCCCUUCUUGUGUCUUGAAAGCUGUUCCUGUUAAGCUUCAUGUGGCUUUGCUGUGACACGUGCAUGCCUAUUUGUAUACCUACAGACCAAACAUGAUUGAAUGGUGAUGGUACAAACUGCUUUGCAAAAUCUACCCAGAGACAAGGUAAAUUAGGUUGUUUAUUUUUCUACCAUGUAAUUGUAUAUAUUUAGAAGAUAAUAUAUAGAUCGUGACGAGAGAACACUUUUUCAGAGAUUGAGGCAUCCUGUCUUGUUUGGCCGGGGGAACGUAAAACUACGUCGGAAUUAUAGAUUCACUGCAUCUUAAACAUAGCCACGAGUGAAAAUAGUCUCCUGAUUGUAACUCUUUUGUUUGAGAUAACUUUAACUUCCCGCUAUGUAACAUCUACACACUGUUUGUUAAACGUAUUAUAUACUGUAUGGCUGCUUCUUUGCUGUGCAAUGCUUUGGGCUCCUGCUUGCUCAGGCAUGGCUGAAUGUGUAAUGAAGCUUCAUAUUAUUUCCACAUUUAAUUUACGGAAGAGCACUCAAGACUGAAGCAUGAUGCCAGCUGAUGGGGAUUUAUUAAACGGAUCUUGUUUCAUGUGUAA
This is a messenger RNA of Dunckerocampus dactyliophorus (ringed pipefish), 1881 nucleotides long. RefSeq names its product WW domain binding protein 2 (gene wbp2). Bases 176 to 964 code for a protein of 262 amino acids. Gene Ontology annotation, cellular component: nucleus. The record is from RefSeq and is a predicted model, not a curated record. Gene Ontology annotation, molecular function: chromatin DNA binding; transcription coactivator activity. The transcript is spliced from 8 exons. Gene Ontology annotation, biological process: positive regulation of DNA-templated transcription. NCBI's taxonomy places the organism in Eukaryota, Metazoa, Chordata, Actinopteri, Syngnathiformes, Syngnathidae.